Molecule: messenger RNA, 765 nt
Organism: Mya arenaria
Lineage: Eukaryota; Metazoa; Mollusca; Bivalvia; Myida; Myidae
Product: brain-specific homeobox protein homolog
Exons: 3
Coding region: 1-765 (254 amino acids)
Biological process (GO): regulation of DNA-templated transcription
Molecular function (GO): DNA binding; DNA-binding transcription factor activity, RNA polymerase II-specific
Source: RefSeq, a predicted model, not a curated record
AUGGACAUCGCCCGCCGAAAGGAAAGUUCGGUCGCCUCUUCCCCCGCCACCACCCGCUCGUCCUCGUUUUUUAUCGAGGACAUCCUAUUCAGCAAGCCAAAGCAGCUAUGUCGCGAUUACCCGGGAUUACCAGGUCUUUCAGCCAUCAUCCGGCCGUCAUUUCCGGCAGAGUACACCGGCUACCACUGCUUCCCGGCCGCACCCGUAUUCUUCCCACACGUGCUUCAACAUGUGCAGGGACUCGCCGCGAAGCACUCCGAACAUCCUUUCAUGACGUCAACUUCAGCAGGAUUCCCACUGGGCCCGCUGUUCCAGCAUCACUCCCCCGGCAAACACUGCCGGCGGCGAAAGGCGCGCACGGUGUUCAGCGACCAGCAGCUCAACGGCCUGGAGAAGCGGUUCGAGUCCCAGCGGUACCUUUCAACACCGGAACGCGUGGAGCUGGCUUCACAGCUCAGCCUUUCCGAGACGCAGGUAAAAACAUGGUUUCAAAACCGACGAAUGAAGCACAAAAAGAUGCAGAAGAAAGGCCAUGAGGACGAUGACAGCGUUGAUGACGUCAAUGAAGACAGCGAUGUCGGUGAUGACGAUCGUGUAAAACAAUCUGACGAACACACGACAGAAAAAUCAAGCGUUAGAUUUCCCGGCUAUGACGUACAUAGCCUGGUUCCGGGAAAACAUGUGGUAAAUACUGACACUUCCGGUUACCAAUCAGACGAUAACGAGGAAAUUGACGUAGUGGAGUCUGACCGCGAGUGCACGUGA